Molecule: messenger RNA, 783 nt
Organism: Pogoniulus pusillus (Red-fronted tinkerbird)
Lineage: Eukaryota; Metazoa; Chordata; Aves; Piciformes; Lybiidae
Exons: 2
Coding region: 1-783 (260 amino acids)
Source: RefSeq, a predicted model, not a curated record
AUGCCUGCGGAAGCAGAGAGCAGAGCCCACACCCAGCAGCCAGGAACCCACAGCCAGCACCCAGCAGCCAGGAGCCCCCAGCCCGCACCCAGCAGCCCACACCCAGCAGCCAGGAACCCACAGCCAGCACCCAGCAGCCAGGAGCCCCCAGCCCACACCCCGCAGCCCACACCCAGCAGCCAGGAACCCACAGCCAGCACCCAGCAGCCAGGAGCCCCCAGCCCGCACCCAGCAGCCCACACCCAGCAGCCAGGAACCCACAGCCAGCACCCAGCAGCCAGGAGCCCCCAGCCCACACCCCGCAGCCCACACCCAGCAGCCAGGAACCCACAGCCAGCACCCAGCAGCCAGGAGCCCCCAGCCCACACCCCGCAGCCCACACCCAGCAGCCAGGAACCCACAGCCAGCAGCCAGCAGCCAGGAGCCCCCAGCCCACACCCCGCAGCCCACACCCAGCAGCCAGGAACCCACAGCCAGCAGCCAGCAGCCAGCAGCCCUCAGCCCGCACCCAGCAGCCGGCAGCCCGCAGCCAGCAGCAAGGAGCUGAGCUCGCAGCCGGCAGCCCGCAGCCAGCAGCCCUCAGCCAGCAGCCGCUCACCUCCGCACACAGCUGAUCGUUUGCGCUGCCACAGCCGCGGGUCGCUGCGGGCCCGGGCAGCUCCGCCGCUAUUUAUGCAGCCCGGGCGGCCCCCGCAGCUUCCACGCAAGCCUGGGACACAAGCGCCAGGCUUGGACUUUAGCAAGGUCACGACGUGGAAGCGCCUGACGUGCGCUCAGCCCUGA